Molecule: messenger RNA, 1128 nt
Organism: Rotaria sp. Silwood2
Lineage: Eukaryota; Metazoa; Rotifera; Eurotatoria; Philodinida; Philodinidae
Source: the annotation of a GenBank genome assembly
AUGAGAUUUGCAAGGCAAUAUCAUACAGCAUCUGUACUAACCAAUGGAACAGUCUUAGUUGCCGGUGGACUUCUUACUAAUGAGACUUUGAAUAGUGCAGAACUGUAUGAUCCAUUAACAGGAGUAUGGACAAAGACUGGCAACAUGAAUUUUGCACGAUACCGUCACACAGCAUCCAUACUAACUAGUGGAAAAGUCUUAGUUACCGGUGGAAUUAGUUCUAAUGGCUCCUGGAAUAGUGCAGAAUUGUACGAUCCAUCAACAGGCCUUUGGACAAACACUGGCAACAUGAGUGUUGAGCGAUACCAUCAUACAGCAUCAGUGCUAACCAAUGGAACAGUCUUAAUUGCUGGUGGAGUUAGUUCUAAUGACUACUGGGACAGUGCAGAAUUGUACGAUCCAUCAACAGGCCUUUGGACAAAUACCAGCAGCAUGUAUUUCGCGCGAUACUGUCACACAGCAUCAAUGCUAACCAAUGAAGCAAUUUUAGUUGCUGGUGGAAUCAACCGCAUGAGUACUAUUAAUAGUGCAGAACUGUACAAUUCAUCAACAGGCCUUUGGACAAAUACUGAUAGUAUGACUGUUGGGCGAUACUAUCAUACAGCAUCGUUGCUAGUCAAUGGAAAGGUUUUGGUUGCUGGUGGAACUGACACCGUUGGAUUUAUUAAUAGCGCAGAACUGUAUGAUCCAUCAACAAAAGUUUGGACAAAGACUGGCAAUAUGAGUUUCGCACGACACUUUCACACAGCAUCUAGGCUUCUUAAUGGAACAGUUUUAGUUGUUGGUGGAAUUUUUAUUAAUGAGACUUUGAAUAGUGCAGAACUGUAUGAUCCAUCGACAGGAGCUUGGACACAGACUGGCAACAUGAGUUUCGCACGAUACUGUCAUACAGCAUCGAUGCUAACCGAUGGAAAAGUUUUAGUUGUUGGUGGAACUGACGUCAUUGGAUUUAUUAAUAGUACAGAGCUGUACGACCCAUCAACAGAACUUUGGACAAAGACUGACAGCAUGAGUUUUGGGCAAUCUUUUCAUACAGCAUCGAUACUAAUCAGUGAAGAAGUUUUAGUUACUGAUGAAUCUAACUUAAACAGCACUCUGAUUAGUGAAGAGUUAUAUACAUCAUCAUAG